CCGCCUCUCGGGUGCUCUUGUCUCCUUCAGAUGGAGCUCAGCGUCUCCACGGGCAGCUUUCCACUGCGCUCCCUCUCGGCCUCCGCGCGCUCCGGGGCGUGCUGAGCGUGCAGAACUUCACGGGACGGAGGUUGAUCAGCCCGGAAUUUGAGUCAAGGCUCUUAAUUCGCCAACCCGGGCUCCGGUGGAUCUGAAAAGUCGCCUCAGUUUUCUAGCCCAGUUUUAGGACACUUUUACUCCUUUUCUCUUUCUCUCUCUCUUUUGGUGAUGCCUCCAGACUGGAGCCGCUCCUGGACGCACCCAAACCGGACAGGUGCACCUCUUAGACAGCAACGAGGAUUUCGUAAAAGGUUUUUGCGUGCAAAGAUGAAGGAAAACUGAAAUUGUCUGGAACGUUUAAGCGAAGAUUUUCUCAUAUUUUAGACUGAUUUUAAAGAACCAGUGAUGGAUCCAUCAUUUUGGAAAACAACCCGGUUUGAUCUCACGGGUUAGAGAGAACCACACAAUGCUGCUUCCAUUCUCGAGGUUACUGUGUUUGUGGCUCUGCAGUGAAGCCGUGGCCAGUCAGCUCCACUGGCAGAAAACAAAGACGGCUGUCAGCCCUCAUUAUGAAUCCGACCCCGCUGAAAGGAAUGCGCAGAGCCGGGUAUGGCGCACAGUUAUUGCGGAGGACAAUGGGGGUACGCACAGUGUUACAGCGCAGAAUUCUUGGGUGGAUAGUGUAAAGCCUUCAUCCCCUGAGCUUCUGGGGAAACCGAUACCUCUAGGCACUGUGCGUAAAAGCUACGCGCAAAAUGUACCAGAAGCUUUGCGCACGAAUGUAAACAAACCAGAUGAGCAUCUGGGGGGUGGAUGCCCUCCAGGAGAAAUCCUUAAAGCAACCCCUUAUGGACGCACAUGUAGCCCCGGGAGGACCGCACACAACCGGCGGCAGAGACGGAGCGCAGUACCCAGGAGGACGAAGCCCAGCGAGCCACCGAAGGACUCAUGGGAAGAUCUGCCUGCAGCCAUGGCGCAAGAACAAGAGGCAGAGUUCCCCCUCACACUCAACACCAGUGACUACGAGGAGGAGUACCCACUUCCGGACUUUCCGGGCUCCACACCGUUCACGCCGGUGGACACGCGGCCCAGGCGGAAGCAGGUGAAGAACCCGUUCUAUCCAGUCACCGCGGAGUCUUACGGCGCGUACGCGAUCAUGAUCAUCGCCACCGUCAUCUUCUGCGUGGGGAUCAUUGGGAACGUGUCGGUCAUGUGCAUCGUGUGUCACAACUACUACAUGAGGAGCAUCUCCAACUCGCUGCUGGCCAACCUCGCGCUCUGGGAUUUCGUCAUCAUCUUCUUCUGCCUGCCGCUCGUGGUGUUCCACGAGCUCACCAAGAACUGGCUGCUGGGGGAGUUCUCGUGCAGGAUCAUCCCCUACCUGGAGGUGGCUUCCCUCGGGGUCACGACCUUCACCCUCUGCGCUCUGUGCAUCGACCGCUUUCGAGCUGCCACCAAUGUGCAGAUGUACUACGAGAUGAUCGAGAACUGGGCGUCCACCUCGGCCAAGCUUGCUGUCAUCUGGGUGGGUGCUCUGCUGCUGGCGCUGCCCGAGCUGUUGAUCCGACAGCUGGUCACUGAGGACGGGGACCAGCCCGAUGUGACGCCGUGCGAGCGCUGCGUUGUGAGAAUCUCCACUGACCUCCCUGACACGCUGUACGUCCUGGGACUCACAUACGAUGGCGCUCGCCUCUGGUGGUACUUUGGCUGCUACUUCUGCCUGCCGACACUGUUCACCAUCCUCAGCUCGCUUGUCACCGCGCGCAAAAUACGUCAAGCAGAGCGAGCCUGUGUCCGCGGCAGCAAGAAGCAAAUUCAGUUGGAGAGCCAGAUGAACUGCGCUGUCGUGGCGCUGGCCAUCCUCUACGGCUUCUGCAUCAUCCCAGAGAACAUCUGCAACAUCAUCAGCGCGUACAUGGCGGCUGGCGUUCCCCGGCGAACCCUGGACAUCCUGAAUCUGAUCAGCCAGCUGCUGCUCUUCUGUAAGUCGGCGGUGACGCCGGUGCUGCUGUUCUGCCUGUGUCAGCCGUUCACCAGAGCCUUCCUUGACUGUUGCUGCUGUUGCUGCGAAGAGUGCGGCCCGCCCCGCUCCCCCGCCACUGCCACCAGCGGCGUCGACAAUGAGGGCACCACCACAGAGCUUGAGCUGUCGCCAUUCAGCACCAUCUGCAGGGAAGCGUCCACCUCCACAGGGUAUGCCGCUGUGGGGACACACUGCUGAGAGUCAUUUCUGCCAUGUGAUAAGAAAAAUUAUAAAUGGACGCGUUGACAUAUCAGGCUGUACAUUCCUGAUUAUUCCAAAACCCCAAACAGUUGAAAUAUUCAUGUUUACGGACAGACAGACUGAAGGCAGAACUGUUUGUCCAUUCACUGUUUACAGAAUUUAUAUAUGAAUGAACACAGUGAGUUUAAGUUAGACACAUUUACUUCUGAAGAUCUUUUUCAUUAACUCACCUGUAUUUUACUGUAAAUGCACUCAGUCUUAUUUUUGGUCAUUGUCACUGUGUUUGAAGCUGAGAGCAGAUAUGGACCCUGGUAAGAUUUUCUGCCCGGGUUUAAAACACUUUAUUUUAUGAUUUUGUAAUUACAUUUUCUUUCAAGAAAAGAAAACUUCAUUCUCCACAAAGGUUGAAUCCUCUGAUCAACCUGAUGACUAAAACGACUCUGCCAGGCCAUUUGUACAAAAAGUUCAAAUUUCCAGUAUUACUUUAGUGAUAAAUAUUUUUGUUGGAUCCAAUUUAUAAAUUAAAAAAAACAUACCUGGUCACCACACCAAUUUUGGUGAGUUUUCAGGCAUGUUCAGGCCACAACAAUUCCUUUGGUUUCAUUAGAGUCCUCGCUCUGAGGUCGGUGCUCAGGCCCUAAAAAUGAAUCCAGAAAACAUGGAGUUCCUCUUGAACUUCAAUAACUGGGUAUGUACUAUUCUUAAACUGUCUUUUUGUUCCAUGUACUAUAAAUGAUUUCAAGCUUAACACGAAACAUAGUAAACAAUUGAAGGGAAUUACAACUGAAAAUAAAGCGUUACCUUAAUCUACUUGUGUUUGGGUGAAGGUGGGAAAUAAUCCUGCACGACGGCUGCUGUCAGCACUUGUCCUCUGUUUCUUCUUUUAGGAUGUUUUCUUCCUUUAUUUUGUACUUUUUGUGUGAAUGAGUGUGAGAGAAAUAUUGUAAUAUAUUGGAAAAGGCUGAUAAUGCUGUGUGGUGUAAAUCUCUUCUGGAUGCUCUUCUUUGCUCUGUAUGUCACAUGAUUAUGUUGUUUUUUCAGCCAUGAGAGACGUGUCACUUGAAUUAAAACAUAUUUUAAAGUAGA
This is a messenger RNA of Labrus bergylta (ballan wrasse), 3349 nucleotides long. It is a transcript of the gene gpr37a, whose product is annotated as G protein-coupled receptor 37a. Lineage: Eukaryota; Metazoa; Chordata; Actinopteri; Labriformes; Labridae. Gene Ontology annotation, molecular function: G protein-coupled peptide receptor activity; prosaposin receptor activity. Gene Ontology annotation, biological process: positive regulation of MAPK cascade; adenylate cyclase-inhibiting G protein-coupled receptor signaling pathway. The record is from RefSeq and is a predicted model, not a curated record. Gene Ontology annotation, cellular component: signaling receptor complex; plasma membrane.